This is a messenger RNA of Gongylonema pulchrum, 459 nucleotides long. The record is from the annotation of a GenBank genome assembly. Lineage: Eukaryota; Metazoa; Nematoda; Chromadorea; Rhabditida; Gongylonematidae.
AUGUAUGCUUCCCGUACAGCUCAUCCAGAUUCCAUUCGGAUCAUUAAUUUUGGAUUUGCGAAACAAUUACGAACCGAAAAUGGCCUCUUGACGACACCUUGCUAUACGGCACAGUUCACUGCACCAGAAAUCCUGGAAAACCAAGGCUGUGAUAUGAGCUAUGAUGUAUGUGAGACCCUAUAUGCAACCGAUGAGAACAGUACACCGCAAAAAAUCAUGAAACGCGUUGGUGAAGGAAAGUAUUCACUGAAUGGUCCAGCUUGGGCGAAUAUCUCGGAAUCAGCAAAAGAUCUCGUCCAGUUGCUUCUCCAUGCUGAUUCGUCCAAACGGCUAUCCGCCGCACAGAUUCUUACCCAUCGCUGGAUUGAUGCUUUGGAUGAAACAUAUCGGGCACUCACCAAUGCAGCAAUACCGAUACCGCUAAAACCUGUUAAUGAGUCGGCGUUGGCCCGUCGUUGA